AUGCUCACUAGUGCUGAUUCGGAUUCAAUUGGCUAUAUUAUUUCUUCAGAUAGUAGUGGGUAUUCGUAUUCAGAUGGGGAUGAAUGGUCUCCUUUAAAAGGUGAACCUAGUUCUUCAAUUGUGCCCAUUUGCUUAACUGAGCCCGCGAAUUUCAGAAAGAUAGUUGAGGAAGAAACUAAGCUUAUUGAGUAUAAGCCUGUUAAAAUAACGGGCAUUGGCAUGUGUAAUUUAGGCAACACAUGCUUUUUAAAUGUGGUUGUGCAAUCUUUUAUGCACACUGUCGUGUUACUUCAGCUCCUUAGAUCUAUCGAUCAUGUAUCUCCAUGUCAAUCUUACUAUCACGGAUUUUGUGUAGUGUGCAUAAUCCGAGAGCUUAUUGAUGUUUCGAUAUUUUAUGGGAGGUUUUCUGUCAGGCCAACGAAACUUGUCAGUCAAUUGAAAAAUUUUUCGUCUUACUUCGGUCAGAACCAACAAGAAGAUGCACACGAAUUCCUACAGUGCUUUCUUAAUCAACUUGAAAGUUGUUGCGACUAUUUAGAGACAAAAGACAACAUUGUGAUGGAGGUCUUUGGAGGUCACCUUGUGAGCAAGCUCCGCUGUUGCAAUUGUGGUCAUACAUCUGUCACACGCGAGCCUCUAAUCGACAUAAGCUUGGAGAUUGAGGACGUUGACAGUGGGCCAUUUGGGAAGCAACUCCUCAUCGAUCAUGCUGUUGCUACCCUACAUUUGAAGAGAUUCAAAAAUAAUGGGUUAGUUUCUCAGAAGGUAGGAAAGCAUGUUUUAUUUCCUCUGGAAUUGGACAUGCUUCUUUAUACCAAUGACAUCAAUAACGAAGAAAUGAAAUACGAUCUCUACGCAGUUAUAGUGCAUUCUGGACCUUCAAUCUCUUCAGGACACUAUUACACCUUCAUUCGUUGUGCUCCAAAUGAAUGGUACAAAUUUGAUGACGAGAAGGUUGAUUAUGUUCAAGAAGAUCUUGUUUUGGCAGAAGAGGCAUAUAUCAUGUUUUAUGCAAAGCGAGGCACUCCGUGGUUUUUCGAUUACAGUCAAACCCACAGGCCCUUCGUAUGUUUUGUUACCCCCACAACUUCCAAUGAUACUUCAGAUGGGACAUCUCUGAAGCCUGAACUUAACAAGAUUGAGGAUAAUGAUUCUCAUGAUCAGGUUUAUUGCGAAGAUCAAUUACAGGACGUGGAAAUAAAGCAGAAUGAAGAAUCAAUGGAUACAUUGAACCGUGACUCACAUGGAAGUUCUUUGAAUGAAAAGAAGAGGAAGCUGGAAGAUUGA
This is a messenger RNA of Solanum verrucosum, 1287 nucleotides long. RefSeq names its product ubiquitin carboxyl-terminal hydrolase 20-like. Gene Ontology annotation, molecular function: cysteine-type endopeptidase activity; cysteine-type deubiquitinase activity. Bases 1 to 1287 code for a protein of 428 amino acids. NCBI's taxonomy places the organism in Eukaryota, Viridiplantae, Streptophyta, Magnoliopsida, Solanales, Solanaceae. Gene Ontology annotation, cellular component: cytosol; nucleus. The record is from RefSeq and is a predicted model, not a curated record. The transcript has 9 exons. Gene Ontology annotation, biological process: protein deubiquitination.